Hibiscus syriacus is the source of this 736-nucleotide messenger RNA. Its product is annotated as probable E3 ubiquitin-protein ligase XERICO. The coding region runs from base 232 to 672 and encodes 146 amino acids. NCBI's taxonomy places the organism in Eukaryota, Viridiplantae, Streptophyta, Magnoliopsida, Malvales, Malvaceae. The record is from RefSeq and is a predicted model, not a curated record. The transcript has a single exon.
GUUUCUGCCAUGCCUCGUGUCAAUUUAUGAUUUUAUCAAACUACUUCCUUUACGUUGCUAAAAGGGCAACCUUUGUUAAUGUUUUAUACGGGCAACAUACCUUUGCUUCCCUCCCUUCCCUUCCUUUGUUCUGUCUUCCUCAGCUGCAAAAUCUGAUUAUUUCCACUUUAGGAAUUUUUAUUGUGUAUUUGUUUAAUUUAUUUGCUUUGGUGGGACAAAAAUCACAACAUCAUGGGCUUGUCGAAUUUCCCUAGCUCAGCCGAAGGUGUGCUUCCGGUGCUUGUAAUGAACACCGUUCUCUCGGUGGCUCUGUUGAAAAACAUGGCGAGAUCUUUACUCCAAGUCCUGGAUUCAUCUUCUUCUUCGAAUUUAGAUAUCGAGGAGUACCCGGUUGGGUACCCAGAACAAGAGACGAUGAACGAUGCAAAGGAGAGGAGGAUAUCAAUAACUCAGUUCAAGUCUUUGUGCCACGACCGGUGCUCGUCGUCGUCACCGUCGUCAUCUGAAGAUUCGGUUCCCGUAAGGGAGGCUUGUUGUGUGUGUUUGAGUGGUUUUGAAGCUGAUGAGGAGGUGAGUGAGUUGUCCUGCAAACAUUUCUUCCACAAAAGUUGCUUGGAGAAAUGGUUUGGGAACAAGCACAGUUCAUGCCCUCUCUGUCGAUCUAUUGACUAAAAUUUCUCUUUUUUUUUCCUAGAAGAUUAGAAUUCGAGCAAUUGUGUUAUUAGAAUAUGUUUUU